UAAUAUACAAGGUAUAUAAGGUUAUCUUUUUAUAUUAUCCUAGGUUUUGGCAAAUCUAUUAAUACGUUUCCAUCCUAUAAUUAUGUAAAAAAAUAGAAAGAUAUAAAAAGAUAUAAAAAUGAUAAUUUCAAGAAGACUAAAUUUUUGUAGAUACAAAAUUUGCAGACAUAUUUACAGUACGUAUAAAGAAUUUUCUACUAAACCAAAUCCCAAAGGUACCACAGAUGAAAAUGAAUUACAAUAUUUUUCAAAAAUGGCUGAUGAUUGGUGGAAUACUAAAGGACCCAUGCAACCUUUACAUGAUAUGAAUGAAUUAAGAGUUCCAUUUAUUAGAGAUAGUUUAAUAGAUAUCGGAAAAACGAAGAAAGAAAACAGUCGAACGGAUCAUCCUUUAGAAGGUGUUAAUAUUUUAGAAGUAGGCUGUGGCGGUGGAAUACUAACAGAGGCUUUAGCUAGAAUAGGUGCUACAAUGACUGGAAUAGAUGUUGCUUCAGAUUUAAUAAAAAUGGCAAGUACACAUGCUAAUCAGGAUUCUAAAAUAAAAGAUCGAAUAAAAUAUACAACAGAGAGCAUCGAAGUAUUUUCGGAGAAGAAUCCAUCAUCCUUUGAUGCUGUUGUUUGUUCAGAAGUUAUUGAACAUGUUACAGAAAAAGAUUUAUUUGUUAAAUCAGCUGUACAGGCUUUGAAGCCUGGAGGAUCAAUAUUUAUAACAACUAUAGAAAAAUCACUUUCUGCUUGGGUUACAGCAAUUGUUUUCGCUGAAUAUCUUCUGAAUAUUAUACCUAGAGGGACACAUGAAUAUGAUAAAUUAAUUAGUCCACACGAAAUGCAACGUAUUUUAGAAACAAAUAAUUGCAGCACUCGCUUAAUCCAAGGAUGGUUUUACAAUCCAGUGACAAGAAAGUGGGCUUGGUCGCGUGCUACAAUGUUCUACGCUUUACAUGCUAUUAAAGAUGCUUAAUAAUGUUAAAGAGUGCAAUAAAAGUUUAAAGUUUUAACUACAUUUCUAAAGAAAAUUUCUCACAAAAUAUUUAUUUUUCUUUAUAAACCUUUGUUAUAUUAAUUUUUGUAAAGUAGAUAAUAAAGAAUUGUUUAUGUGUUUCUAAUGGUUUGUUAA
Messenger RNA from Chrysoperla carnea, 1117 nucleotides. It is a transcript of the gene Coq3, whose product is annotated as ubiquinone biosynthesis O-methyltransferase, mitochondrial. Gene Ontology annotation, biological process: ubiquinone biosynthetic process. Lineage: Eukaryota; Metazoa; Arthropoda; Insecta; Neuroptera; Chrysopidae. The record is from RefSeq and is a predicted model, not a curated record. The coding region runs from base 119 to 961 and encodes 280 amino acids. Gene Ontology annotation, molecular function: 2-methoxy-6-polyprenyl-1,4-benzoquinol methyltransferase activity. The transcript has 6 exons.